UUCUUAGCAUCGCUCGCGCUGCACAAGCCCAUUCGAAAGCCCAGCCCGCCCUGCCACCACCGGUUUGGGGGCAGUAACUAAUCACUUGAAGGGCUUCAAUAAUCCCGCAAGCCAACAAGCUGUAGAGCCCAAGACGCACACACACAGUAAUUUUUAAGGGAAAAAAAAUAACAUCAAAAACAACAACAAGCAAAACACGAAGGCUAGACAUUAAGCAAGCCAAAAGUCCCCAGGGGAAGCUGGAAGAAGUUUGAAAUUGAUUUGCAAAAAAGGCUGGUGGUGUUUGCAAAGGUGGGGAGUGGAGUGGAGAACUGCUGCUGCUUAAUUGCACAUUCAAGUGGAAAAUUUUCCGGAGUCAGCAGAAACAUUGUAUCCAAAAAAAGACAACAAAGUCACAGUUCCGACAAAACGCGGAGAUUGUCCCUGGAAAACUUCCUUUCGGUUUAUUCUCUUAAAGCUUCCAGGCUAAGGCUUGGAGAAACCAGCCACCACCAUUGAGCCCAGCAGCUGGAGCGGCAGCGAGAGUCCUGCCGAGGACAUUGAAAGAAUGAGUGAUUCUGCAGAUAAACCGAUUGACAAUGACGCAGAAGGGGUCUGGAGCCCAGAUAUUGAACAGAGCUUUCAGGAGGCCCUAGCUAUAUAUCCCCCUUGUGGGAGGAGGAAAAUCAUAUUGUCUGAUGAGGGCAAGAUGUAUGGUAGGAAUGAACUGAUAGCCAGAUACAUCAAACUUAGAACGGGAAAGACACGGACCAGGAAACAGGUGUCUAGUCACAUACAGGUCUUAGCCAGGAAGAAAGUUCGAGAAAUUCAAGCUGCCAUUAAGGUGUCUAGUCACAUUCAGGUUCUUGCCAGAAGGAAAUCUCGUGAUUUUCAUUCCAAGCUGAAGGAUCAGACUGCAAAGGACAAAGCACUCCAGCACAUGGCAGCCAUGUCCUCCGCUCAAAUAGUAUCUGCGACAGCGAUUCACAAUAAGUUGGGUUUGCCAGGAAUUCCCCGUCCGACGUUCCCUGGAGCACCUGGAUUUUGGCCUGGGAUGCUACAAACAGGACAGCCCGGAUCUUCUCAGGACGUAAAGCCAUUCGUUCAGCAGGCCUAUCCUAUACAGCCUACAGUCACAACCCCCAUUUCAGGAUUUGAACCCACGUCAGCUCCAGCACCCUCUGUUCCAGCUUGGCAAGGUCGAUCUAUUGGAACAACCAAACUCAGACUGGUAGAAUUUUCUGCUUUUCUUGAGCAACAAAGAGAUCCCGACUCUUAUAACAAACACCUCUUUGUGCACAUUGGACACGCUAACCACUCUUAUAGCGAUCCAUUGCUGGAAUCAGUGGACAUUCGUCAGAUUUAUGACAAAUUCCCGGAAAAGAAGGGAGGCUUGAAGGAACUGUUUGGAAAAGGACCCCAGAAUGCCUUCUUCCUAGUAAAAUUUUGGGCGGAUCUAAACUGCAACAUCCAAGAUGAUACAGGAGCGUUCUAUGGUGUAACUAGUCAAUAUGAAAGUUCAGAAAACAUGACAAUCACCUGUUCCACCAAAGUCUGCUCAUUUGGGAAGCAAGUGGUAGAAAAAGUAGAGACUGAAUAUGCACGGUUUGAGAACGGCCGGUUUGUGUUUAGAAUAAACCGCUCCCCAAUGUGUGAAUAUAUGAUCAAUUUCAUCCACAAGCUCAAGCAUUUACCAGAGAAAUAUAUGAUGAACAGUGUGUUGGAAAACUUUACAAUUUUGUUGGUUGUAACAAACAGGGACACUCAAGAAACCCUCCUUUGCAUGGCUUGUGUAUUUGAAGUUUCAAACAGCGAACAUGGCGCACAGCAUCACAUCUACAGGCUUGUAAAGGACUGAACAGUUAUUUAUAGACACCUUUUCAAUAUAACUCCUUAUGAAAACACAGACUGUCAACCUCAACACUAAGUGGCAGUUUUCUUUGGCUGAGCUGUCCCCAACAUUUUUCUAAACCUCAUUGGAGUGUGUUGAUAAAUAUUGUAGCUGUGAAAUUCUGGUACAGUUGUACAAAUUCUUUCUUAAAACAAAGUGUUCUUCAAAUUUAAAAAGCCACCAUUUUGGAGGGAGACUAUAUUUAAGAAUUUGUGGAAGUUUUAAUUUGUCAUGCUGGAAAAAUGUAAGACAGAGCAAUUGCCAUGGAAAAGCUUAACAGCAGUUAUAAGAAGUUAUGAGGUGUUUUGUCUAAAUUAAUAAAAUCCUAUUUCUAAGGUGCAAGUGAAACUGAAAUGAAUUUUGACUAAGCAUAAAUUAGCACACAAAUUCUUUUUUUAAAAGUAUCUUCAUAACUGAUUACUGUGGAAAAUACAGACGAAUGUAAAUCACUAAAUUAUUUUAUACUGCAACUCAAUUUCUGUUCGAAGCCAAAUGACAAACAUAGCCUUAAGAAAUGCCUGAUGGGAAUGGACAGGUCCUUAAAGUAGGCAAAGUAUAUUUUUUUCUUUCCCUCUAUAUUAAAACUAAUAUUCUAAUUCAUUGAAACUUUCAAGCAGGUAUUGCAAAGCGAGAAGACUUCCUCCCUUUUACUAAUUUUAUCUAGUGCAUUAAAAAGAUAUUAAAUAUUUGUACUAAUAAGGACGUUUGAUUAUUUAAUUAAAAGAUGGCUCGUUUUGCAAUAACUAGACAAAUACUGAAAGAUUAGAUUUACGGUGUAUGUAAUCCUGUGUGCGUGAUUAUAUAUUAUAUGAAAUGGUUUUGUUUUGUUUUUCUUAACUCAAGAAAUUGCAACACCAAAAUUACCAAUUGGCAAACAUAAGGGAGAGGGGCUUGAAAGUGCUAUCUUGUAAUUACAUUGUCAGGUAAAAGCCACAAUUAUUGUAAUUGAGAAAACAAUAGAAGAUCUAAAACAAAAGGUUCAUCUGUUUCAAUGUCUUUAGAAUCCUAGAAAUAUUUGACAUCAGACAAAAGACAGAAUGGUUUCCUUAAGCUAGUCCUGCUCAUCAUGAUCCACCAGGCUACGUAUAAAAUAUCAUCUAUUUGUGGAAGCCACAUGAAGGGCUUAAUACAUUUCAGAACUGUUUUAUACCAAAUCAGAUCAUUGCUCCACCUAGCUCAGGUUUGUCUGUAGGGACUGGGAAUUAUUCCCCAGGAUAUCAAUUAAGAAUCUUUCCAAGACUGAGCCUUCUGCAUACAAUGCCAGCACAUGGCUAUAUCCCUACACAUAUAGCCUCUCUGAAAAUUCAGAAUCAGUCUGAGGACUGUCAAGCACUUGGCUGCCCAGAAUGCAUAUCUGGUGAGCUGCAGGUGGCUUGGUAGACUCUGUCUUAAUGAGAUUUUUCUUAAAAUCAUCCUGAUGCCUAUGAUGAUGAACGCAGCUUUCUCCAGCCUGAUGCCCCUCCAGAUAGGUUGGACUAUGUAACACUCUGAAUACCCAGCCAGCACUGAUGGUUGUGUUUGUGACCAGCUCUUCUUUUGCAGACUUCCCAGAAUAUCUGGCUCUAGCCCUCUUCUUGUUGAUCAUCAUCCAUGUUUUUCUCUUUCUGUCCACUAUUUUUCUGUUUGCUCAGGAGAAGGAGCAGAGCACUCAUGCCAAAGGUUUGAACAGAUUAUUUGCAUAGAGCUUCCUACACACAUCCUUCCCUUAAUCUAUUCAUUUUGGCUCCUCUACUAUAAUUUCCCUUUAUCUGGACUUCCCCCGCCUGUAUGACUUUUUAGGUGUAUAAUAUUUCAGAUUGCUUAGGCACACAAAUAGAUUGUGCCUAUGUGGGGGUUGUUUCUCUUUCAGUAACAUGUUUUUUUGUGGUUUGUGUCUUCAUACAUGAGCAAGGCUGAAAUGUGGCUUAAUCAAGAUUAUAUGAAUACAUCUGACAUUAGGAGGGGUGCAUGGUUAGAUACGUGUUUUAAACAACUGCUGUGAUUAUAAGCCAUCUCCUUAUGGUAUGUGCCAUAAUUCAGCUUGUUGGUUUGUAGAACUGGCACAUGACAAUAUUAGCCACAAAGAACAAGUCAGACUGUCUUAGUUUCUUCACUUGUGGAAGCAGAUUUACUUCAGAAACUCCUAGGAGCAAGGCAGUAGGUAACUGCAUCAAAAUUACAACACAUGCACAGCAAUGUUCAGAUGCAAAUUCCAUCCUUACAUACUUGCAUUCCAACAUCUGAGACAAGGACAUAAGUUGUCAUUUUUCCAUCAUGAUGUCACUUUGCACAUUUUGUCACUACAUCCCCUGCCCCUUUUUGUGGCUGCUUUUGCACCUGGCAGUUCUGCUUCACAAUACCCAUUCUAAUUAUAAGUUUCUUUAGUUUUGGUUUCAGGACUUUUUCUGAAAAGGCCCUUAGAAUGAAAAUUUAUCCUCCAGCUAACCAAAAUUGAAAAUUGAGAAAAGUUCUGGAAUGAAAUAUGGGAGCUUUCCUCCUUUACAUGUAUGGCAGAAGGACAACAGUUAUUGCUCUUAGACACACAGUUCCUUACAGUUUUGAAAAAUAAUUUUUGGGUAGCUGUUAGAAUAAAUAGUAUUUAUGAUAUUUUAAACAUUGUGUCAAUAAACUUAGAUCUUCCACAAUUGAAAACAUUUGCAUUAAAGACUGCGAGGAUGUAUAUCAAGGUACAAUUGUCUAAUCAUCUGAAGAUUUUCUGUUUUAAAGGACGAUUAUGGUGCUUAACAUCUGAACAUCUGUAGUCUUCUGUCCAUGACUACAUUCACCCUCUCUCUCUAGUGGAUUGCUGCAGGGUUCCUCAAACACUUGUAAGACCUGAAAAGCCAAGAUGCCUAGACAGCCACUUAUGCCUCAGCUUUGCAUUCACAAAGGUAGGAGGAUACGGCAGCAAUAGAGUAGAAGGCCAAGAAGAGUCUGGGAGUGCUUGGUAAACUGAGGAUCUUUUGACUAAUAGAUGUUAAGACAGAUGAACCUCUUGGGCUGCAGUCCUGUACAUACUUACAUGGGAGUAAAUCCUGUUGAACGAAGUAGGACUUACUUCUGAGUAGAUAUGCACAGGAUUGUGCUGUCAGUUAUUUUGUCUGAGAGCAUUAAAACUGAACAUUUAUGGUUGGGUCUCUUCACCUGUUUUUAACACUAGCAAUGUAUCUAGUAGAAGCACUGCAUCUUACCCAGCUGAAGUAGCCCUUUAUUUGAAGCACUUGGUGUUACAGGUCUAAAAUUCUCUCUUUAACUGUCAACUGUUAUGAGGCUUUUGGUUUUGAUGGAUUUAUUUUUUUAGGAAAAAAAAAAGUUCUGAAACAUUAGGAUCAUUCUGUAUCUCCAGGUAACCCCUGGAGGCAUGUGAAACAGAUCGGUUUGCAAAACAAGCACGGUUCUUUUUUUUCUGAUAAUGCAGCCUGCAACACAAUGUAUGUAAUAACUAUACAGUUUGAAGCGUCCCGAUGUUUCUUGACAUUCGUUUUUGUAAAAAUGUAUGGGGAACUGUUUGCCUUGUCAGUCACGUAUUUGUGGAUGUAAAUGAUUUAUCCCUUGUGCAUGUUUCUUCCUCAAGCCUUAAGUCUGUCAAAGGUUUUGUAUGGAAUGUGUGGUCCCCAAACGCUGCCUGGCAACUGUGAGCUCUUUUGUAAGCUGGAAGCAUCUCUCUCGUUACUGUUAUUUGUCGUAGGAACUUCUUAAUUCCAAGCUGCCAAAGCAUUACAAUAUGCAGUGCCUUAGUGCUAUAGUAGGAGUACCCUUUAGCCUAUCUUGCUGAUCAUAUGUAGUCCAUUAAUUUGGUUUACUUCAUAUAUAAAAAAUAAUCUCCUAGAGAAAAACCUUUUGGUCAAAGAUACCUUCCUAGACAAGUCAGUCCCCAUUACUACAUAGUUGGAAUCUUUAUACCAAAAUGAAACCUAACAGCUCUAGAAUUUUCUGCAGAAAGCAAAUUGUAUAAAUAAUGCUGCCUUUUUCAAUUCUCAUGACCAAAUACUUAAACGUUUGUGACUCUGCACUCGUGCAUGCAAGUGCCUUUGGUUUUGAAGUUCCAGCUUAGAAAAGUGCUGCCAUAAUAAUGACAAAUUGUAGAGACCAAAAAUAUUUAGAGAUCACCAUAAUGCCUUUGGUUUAUUGGAAACAGUCAAAACUAACAGGCCUCCAUUCUCAAAGAGUAUCUUUUUAUAGUAGCAUGCUUUUUUCAAAUCACAAGAGUGCGUAAUGCUGGAAACUAAUCUCCCUCUUGUUGUUUCUGAGGCUUUGAUGACUAGCAUUGAAAAGAAAAAUCAGUAUUUCACCUUUGCCAUGUCUUUCUCCAUCCAAUUUUACAUAUCUCCAUAAUUAGCAGAAAAUUAAGCAAAGGCCAAAUGUGAUUUUAUUAAUGUAGUAACUAGUUCUGUGAAGAUGGUUGUCUUCUCUAUCUUAAAUUUGCACUUAUUUUGUUUACAAACUUGAGCAAUCAGAUGCCUAAAAUUGGAAAGCAUGGAUCAAAACGUUCCUGUCAUUUGACCUGUGCUUUUUGGCACCGAUUUUUUAAGAAUGAGUAACAAAUAUUGUUGGAAAAUCCUUUGGACUGGUAUCAUUCAGUCUCUUCCUGUCACACUGCUAGACAGGCAGCUUCCUUAAAUAAAGUGUGCCAUUUAACACAGUUUGUGAAUUUGGAGAACAAUGUUUAUUUCAAGAGACAUUGACAACGUUGAAACUGAUGUACUGAUUCAGAAGGGGUGUAUGUGUGUGUGUAUACACACACACAUACACACAUGUCACAUAGACACACACACAUGAGAAAACUGAUAGCAGUAAAACCAAAAGUUGGCAGAGGGGAUUGUAGCUAUUCUGGUUUUAAUAGUUUUUUUUUUAAAUUAAAAUUACUGUGCAGCACAAAGUGGUAAUAUUUGUGAUUGUUCCCCCUAUCUCUUUCAUUUGCAUUCAUAUUGGUUUUCUUGAACCUCAAAGAUUUAAAUCUCCCUCACGCUCUUCUUGCAUCUAAUCCACUAAGGAUUGCUUGGCCUCAAAAGUAAACUAUAUAUAUUUACAACUAUUAAAUAUAUCUGCUGAGACAGAUAUAAGGAAGUGGGUGGAGUAUAUUUUAUUGCAAAGGAAUCAUUUUUAUUUAUUGUCUUAUGUAUAAAACUGAGAAAAAAGAAAUGGUACAAGUUGUUGCAGUUGAAACAUAGCUUUUACAAAUGUAAUUUUAUACUUACUUGAAUUCUAGAAUGGCUUAUUUAGGUACUGUACCACUAUGUUGUGUAAUUUGCAAGUUCGAUAUCUAUUUUCUCACUUACUACUAGAGUCCAUUCAGUUUGGCAAUUCCCUUGAACUCAAAUCUUCCUGUUUUUAUCACCUUCAAGUAACAGAGAUGAUUCAACUGAACAAAAGCAACCAAGAGUAUGAAGGUGAUUUAUAGAAUUUCAGAAGCUGCAAACUGGUAAAUUUUACAGCCCUGGUUGAAUUCUUAGGGUAUUCUUCAUUUUCUUUAGUUUGGACAUCUUGCCAAACCAGGAAGAAAACUUAACAGUGUUCUGGACUUGUUCAUAAAACAACUCAUUAAGUCUUUGUUUGCUUGAUCAUAGUUGUCAAAUAAGCCAUAUUUGGCUAGAUUCAUGCUACACAUUAAAGCAUGACACAUGGUUUACAAAACAUGUUGGUUUGGAUCCCACAAUGUGCUAAAUAAAAACAAACCAUAUUGUAGUGUAUGAAGUCAGCUUUGAAGUAAUAUCAAAUUUUAUGAAAUCUAAUCACAAUCUUCCAGGUACAUAGAAUCAGACUCAUAGAAGACUUCAUAUUUUAUUCAUUCUAUAUUUGAUAAAACAUCAACAUCGAUGGCCCUUUAGUAAAAAUGUCCCUUAUGCAGCCUGCAGAAGCUGUUGCAUCAUAGAGUGAACUUUCAAAUCUGUGAACAAUCAGAUACAAUAAACAGAGAAGUAGCUGAGAACCAUGAUUUGCCUAUUAUAUUUUGGAUUAUACCAAGGGUUGGCAGUAUGGCAUAUAUGAGUGCAAGGCACCCAUUAUUAAACAUCAAAAUUAAACAUGCUAGAAUAAAAACAGGUGAAAUCUCACCACCCCAUGAAUCUCACAAGGUUAUAGGUGAGAAGCCCAAAUAAACAAUUGCUGGGAGGAAGAGAGAAGAUUGGCUGACAUUUCAUGCAAUUUCAUUAUUACUUUUCCCUCCCAAAAGAUUUUCCAAUCCCAAAAGAUUGCCUGAAAAAGUUGCUGCUCUGUUGUUUAUAUUCUAGAGUACAGGAAACAAAAAUCAUGGUUUGGCAUGUUUUCUAAACUGACCCUAUCUUUUGACAGUUUACAGACCAGUUGGUGGUCUGUAAAAUCAGUUACAGACCAAUGUGAUUUUAAUACUGCCCAUACAAUCACAUCAUGUAACAAAUGUGGUUCUGCUGCAGGAGUGGUCAACCUGUGGCCUAUGGGCUACAACACCCCAUUUGCAGUCCCCCAAGUGGGUGGGCCUGAAAUGCAGAUCCAAUUUUUGGGGUGGGGGAUUGAAGGGUGAAAUUAGUGUCAUAAGCCUUGCACCCACUUUGCCCUCUAAAAGUCCUCUAAUCCUUCCCCCAAAUGGGCUAAUUCUUCCCAUAUUGGUGGAGGAGGUUUAAGGGGCAGAAUAGGUGCUCUGGGCUAGAAAGGUUGAAAUGUGGGGCCUCACCCACUCUGCCCACACUUUCUACAGCUCCCUGGGCAUGAUGCAAAUACCAAGGACAUCUGCCCAAGGCUCAAAACUGUUGCCCAUCCCUGUUCUGUAGGACCGAUAUAUAUGGCAUGCAUUGCCUUCUGCUGCAGCUGGGAAGCUCCUGGAUAUGUUAAACACUCCACCUUGUUUGCAGCGCGUAGUGACCUAAUUGCGUGUGGUACUCACACCCUAGUGCUGGGUGGCUUUGUGAGUGGGUAUUGGAGCACCUGGGGAGGCACUGAAGCAUCACUCCCUGCCUCCUCCAAGUGGGAUGACCAUAAUAACAUAAAUUGGUUCCCAUUUUUGCCUCUACUCAGGUUGAUGAUGAUGAUGACUAUUAUCAUUACUAUUAUUAUUUUGGUUACUACUUGGUAAUCUCGUUUUUUUUUUUUUUCUCCUGGCCGUUCCCACAAAUAGAAAGACUGAGUAAUUCAAAGUAUAAUACAACUUUGGAUUUCUUGCUCUCCGGCUGAGCAGAUUACUAUGGCUGAGAGAGUUUCCAAAAAAGUUGUUCCACUAUAUCAACUAAUUCCAAAAUGCACUCGCAUUCACAGAGAACAUACAUCCUGUUACCUCCUCACACAAUGGUUUUAUUUUUGUUUCUCGUUUUGUUUUUGUUCUUUUUCAUGGGCCUCUCCUUCAGGCUCCUGACUGCAGAAGAAACGCCUACAAUAUGUGCCUGAAAAAGACAAAAUAAUUUUAUAACCGUUUUUAAAACCUGAAUAGCCUUUAAUUUUUUAAUAUCAGUACAUUUUAGGUAAAAGUUUUCUUUCUGUUUCCUUUUUUGUUUUUAUUUCACACAUGCAUUCGUUCACAUUUGUAAAUGACUUAAUGGAAUUCUCACUUGGUUUAUUUGUGUAAUGUGUAUAAACUGGGUUUGUGACUUAAGCAUAUUCAUAUAUGGUCAGUGGUUACUUUAAUAUUGUACUGCUGCUGGUUAUUUUGGGAAUAGGGGUGUCAGAUCUGCCUUGGAUGACAAAGUACCUCUUGCUCAGGCAUUGAGGGAAAGCUCUAUUUUGAAAGAAAAAUGAACCUUAGCAAAUUGUGUCUUAACAUAUUUUGAAGUUUUCAAAACAACUUUCAAUCAAACCUUUUGGCAGUACAGUAUUCUUGUAUUUGUCGUCUGUGUGUAGGUACUGGUACCUUCUUUGUUUUUAAAAACGUUUUAAGUGUUGGCUUUAAAGUGAAUUUAUCUUUAGUAUGAUAGUAAUAUGAAAAUUAUAGGGUUUGUGUGCAGAGAAUUUUUUUAUAAAAGUGCUUUGUAAAAAAAAAUUGUAUUCUAGCUUUUGCGGUACAUAUGUGUGAUACCUUUAAUAUCCAUGACAGUUAAGUGCAAUUAUUUCAUCACUCUAAAAAUGCUAUUUUUGUGUCGGUUACUGCAGGUGUUCAUGUCUUUGCAAAGUGACACAUUUUGAUGCCUUCUUGAUAAAGUGGUAGAUUUUUUUGUAGCUUUCUAGAAAAUUUGUAUUCCUACAGUAUUGAUUGGAAAUAAAGGAAAUAAAAUCAUUGUCA
Molecule: messenger RNA, 10034 nt
Organism: Candoia aspera
Lineage: Eukaryota; Metazoa; Chordata; Lepidosauria; Squamata; Candoiidae
Gene: TEAD1
Product: TEA domain transcription factor 1
Exons: 14
Coding region: 548-1837 (429 amino acids)
Biological process (GO): embryonic organ development; hippo signaling; regulation of transcription by RNA polymerase II
Cellular component (GO): transcription regulator complex
Molecular function (GO): RNA polymerase II cis-regulatory region sequence-specific DNA binding; DNA-binding transcription factor activity, RNA polymerase II-specific
Source: RefSeq, a predicted model, not a curated record